CGCCCAGUCCCAGCCAGGAUCCCCUCCCAGAGCUUCGGAGGGACUCCACAAGACGAGGCAGCUACUGACCCCUCUUGGUUGCUAGAUCAGACAAAUGGGAGGCGCGGUGGGGGGGAAUCCACUCCCCCGCCCCCAGUCUCUAAAGGAAGCAACUCGAUUUACACCCCCAGGGUCAGGGAGGAUGGGGCUCAGUCCCGGCAGCUGCUGGAAGGGAUGCGCAUCGGGCUCUAGGGCGGGGUGGGGGAGGAGGCUCUGAAGCUGCAGCCUCUCCCCCGAAGAAGCCCCUUGCGGCGCGUUUCUUUUCUCUCCCCCGCCCCCGCCCCCGCCCCCGCCCCCGCCCCCGCCCCCUCCUCGGCAGGGAUCUUCCUUCUGCUGGGCAUCCCGAGGCCGGGCUGCUCCGCGUUUGGGGGACGCGGCGGGGCUUCUUUCCCUGCCGCCUUCGCCGCUUUGAAACACUUGGGGAGCAUCUAUUAUUGAUAGCGCCUGCCAGAGCUCCCGCCCAGACGAAAAUAGCUGCCGGAGAGAGACGUGCGGUGACCUACAUGCAGAGGCGGGGGCGGUUGGAGAGGCAGGAAGGGAAGCCGGCCCCAGGAGCCAACCCCAAAACCUGCCCCAAACAGGCGGGGAACGAGAAACAACAGGAGAGCCAGCCGGGGCCCGCCAGUUCGAUUCAGCAGCUGGCAAUUUGGGGGGCGGCGGUGUUGGUGCACUUGAGGCCGCGGGAGGUUCGAGCCAGUAGCCCCAGAGGCUGGCCCUGAGCCCAGAGUGGUAGCCCCUGGCUCUUAAGAGCAGGGCGGGAGGCUCAGUGCAAAGAGCCCUUUGGUGUGUAGCCUGUGUGUGAGGUGCUGCCGGCGAUUUAUGGUCGCCCGGUGGGUUUUUCAAGACGUUAGAGAUCAAUAGAGGUGCUUUGCCGUGGCCUGCCUCCGCCGGACGACCCCAUCCAAGUACUCACCAGGCCCCACCCUGCUUAGCUUCUGGGAUCUAACCAGAUCGAGCUAGUCAGGUUCAUGCAAGGAGUGGAGGCAGCAGAAGAGCAAAAAACCACCCGUCUUUCCGGCAUCUCCACUGACUCCACUGCUUCCGAUGACUGGCAUCGAUAACGCGGAAUUCCUGCGCUCGUCUUCUCGCAGGUUGGAAGACGAGGUGUACGACGAAGACGGCCACACCCUUUCGGACUACGGCUUCGACAGCGACCCCGUGGGGAUGGCCGACCCUUCCUCCAUGCUGGACGACGUGUACACCUUGUACUACCCGCCGGAAAAGAGGCACGCGGAUGGGAUCUUUAAUAAAGCCUAUAGGAAAGUGCUGAGCCAGUUGUCGGCGAGAAAGUACCUGCAUUCUCUGAUGGCCAAGCGGGUGGGCAGCGGGGCCAGCGGCCUGGAGGACGAUUCGGAGCCGCUCUCCAAGAGGCACUCGGACGGCAUCUUCACAGACAGCUACAGCCGCUACCGAAAACAAAUGGCUGUCAAGAAAUACUUGGCCGCCGUCCUGGGGAAAAGGGUCGAAGAAAUUACUAUUCUCCAUUUGCUACUGUACAUAGACACAGAUGCCCUGCUUCAAGGGGAUUAUGAGGCUAUUGAGGUUGGAGAAUGGCUGACGCAGUUCCUUGCCCCGGUGAGUCUCCAGCCAGGCUCCUUUCGAUAAGCCCCCCUCUCUUUAGGGGCACCCCCCCCUCACUUCCUUCCCUCCCUCUGUUCCCUCUCCCUGCUACAGAUGGACUUUUCCUGUAUCCUCUGGUUGACCUUUAUUAUGUAUCUAUGUUUGCUCGGGAACAGGGGAAAAAGGGAAUUCCUUCCCCGGAGUCAGAGUGGAUCGCCGUACAGGUGCGAGAUCUUCUGAUUGCAGAUCGCUAAAGGUGGUCAGUGAUCAGUCAGCCCUCGCGAUGAUCCAGUCCGUCCACAGGCGAGGUAGAGCAAGGGUGGAUUCCCCCAUCCUUGCAAAUGUUGAUGCGGGCCCUGUGAUCCGCGCUCCCGGCUCUGGGGCAGAGAGUUGCCACUUUGGGAGUUCUGCGGCUUCAGCGGCUCCGGAUGGCAAGGGGGAGAUCUGGACUGUAGGGCAGGAAAGAAAUCGCAGGCGCCGCUUUCCUGGCAAGGAACACGGCAGCAGAGGAACGAACAGCUCCCAAGAAGUCUCUCCCCGUCUAAGUUGGAAAUAGUUCGAGUCCCACCCCCCCUACCCGUGGACAUCUGGAAGUAGCAACAAAGUUAAAAACCCUUAGGGAGGGUUUGAAAUCCACAGCUGGGAAAGAAUAGAGAAGAAAGCGCCCCCCUCCUUGGCACAGACCUCUUCGGGUUUGGGACUGGCAGUUCUACGAGUUAAAUACAACCCCCGCAGAGGCCGCGUCGACCCAUGCAGCAGAAUGAAGUGGUGGACUCUUAAGACUGCCCAAAGGACACUUCAGAAGAGGGGCUUUUUAAAAAGGACUUCGGAAAGUUGGCCAGUCCGAGGGGAGGGUCUCAGCGCGGGCUUCUCCCCGUUCCGCUGCGCACAGAGAUUUUGCUUAAACGUCGAGGAUGUUUCACAAGCAUCAUUGCCCGAGGGCGAGGGGGACGUUGUGUUAAUCUGGACGGCCAAAACACAAAGGAGUUAUCCGGCACCUGAGAGGCGGCUCUUGUGGCCUGAACGUCUGGGGACUCAGAAAAGGCUGUAGAGCCCACGGGCCGCUCUGCCAGGUGGCCUCAGACUGCUUUCUGUUUUAACCCCAACCCCCGUCUCCCGCCUGGAGUGGUCCAUUCUGCUCCUUGUCGAGGCCUGCCCCUCUUCAUUCUGCGGCAGGGGUCGAUCCGGCCCUGGAGGUCCACGGCCCUGGGCGCAGCCGGGUCUUGGACCGCGAUGCAAAGGAUCCUGCGUAACUCUCCAGUGCUGCCCAUACUUCUGAUCCCCCCCUAGAAUUGCCCCCCCUCCCGGGAGUCACCUUCUCUCUCUUGCCUGUGUGGUUCCCUGUAGACCCUUCUCAACCCCCCCCCCCCUUGGCCUCUCUCGCAGUGUUGUGUUUUCCAUCACUUUCGUUUCUGUUCUCUUGGGGAAAAAAACACCUAUAUUGUGAACGCCUCAGGCAACUUUUGGUUUUGUUAUGAUGCAAGCUCUUAUUGUAAGACCGUUCUAGGCCUCCGCCCCCUCUCCCCUGUUGUAGCGACUAUAUCGAGCUCUUAUCUAUAUCUACCACUAAAUGAUGAUGCACUA
Messenger RNA from Sphaerodactylus townsendi, 3183 nucleotides. RefSeq names its product adenylate cyclase activating polypeptide 1 (gene ADCYAP1). The record is from RefSeq and is a predicted model, not a curated record. The coding region runs from base 1084 to 1644 and encodes 186 amino acids. Gene Ontology annotation, molecular function: peptide hormone receptor binding; neuropeptide hormone activity; pituitary adenylate cyclase activating polypeptide activity. Gene Ontology annotation, biological process: positive regulation of protein kinase activity; regulation of protein localization; positive regulation of ERK1 and ERK2 cascade. Gene Ontology annotation, cellular component: extracellular region; neuron projection; perikaryon. The transcript has 5 exons. Lineage: Eukaryota; Metazoa; Chordata; Lepidosauria; Squamata; Sphaerodactylidae.